Molecule: messenger RNA, 1635 nt
Organism: Morus notabilis
Lineage: Eukaryota; Viridiplantae; Streptophyta; Magnoliopsida; Rosales; Moraceae
Exons: 6
Coding region: 485-1504 (339 amino acids)
Molecular function (GO): DNA-binding transcription factor activity; DNA binding
Source: RefSeq, a predicted model, not a curated record
GAGAGAGAGAGAAAGAGAGAGAGAGGGGUUUGUGGUGGUAAGGAAAAACAGAAGCACAGCAGGGCCAGGCAGGUAUUAUCAGACUCCUUAAGGAAUUUACAGAGCCUCUCAGCUUCGUCUUUUCCUUUUCUCGUGAUCUUUCUCUCUCUAUAAUCUCUCUUUCUCUAUCCUCUUUUCUCUUUAUGUGUGCUUAUAAAAAUUCCUCUUCAUUUCCAACACUUUUAAAGGGGCUACAGCUCCAAACCUACCUAGACACAUCCAACGGGAUAAUUUUGAGAGACCACCAAAGAGAGGUCUUUUCUUCUAGAAGAAAAAGAAGAAGAAAGGGUUUAUAUCAUAUCAUCAAAAGAAGACAAGAAAGGAGAAGUUUUUAAAGAAUUUUGUGAAGAACCCAGUUGGUGGAUUUUUAUUUGGAGGGAAACAAAAAAGAGAGGAUUUUGAAGUACCCAUUUGGAUCAAAAGUAGUGUUUUAGAUCAAGAAAAAAUGACAAAUAGUUGUGGAAGAAAUGGAGCUGUUAGGCAGUACAUAAGAUCAAAAGUUCCUCGUUUGAGAUGGACUCCUGAACUUCAUCACUGUUUUGUUCAUGCUAUCGAGAGGCUUGGAGGCCAUAAAAAGGCCACACCGAAACUUGUUCUUCAGUUGAUGGAUGUAAAAGGACUCACUAUUUCACAUGUCAAAAGCCAUCUCCAGAUGUAUAGGAGCAUGAGAGGAGAUCUUGGCUGCAGACAAGAUAGAGAUUCAUCCCAACAAAGGAAGCAAAGUUUUAAAGAGCAUGAUCAUCAACAUAGCCUUAUUGACGGCCAUGAUCAAGUAAAUGGUGUGGGUUUUAACCGGCCAUCUUCAAAACGCAUUCGGGAAUCAGAUUCUCAGCUUUACAGUUCUCUUCCUUCCAAAAGAGCUAGAAUGGAGACAAGAAGUUCAAAUAUAUCAGAAUGCCACGAACAAGAAGAAAGUAGAAUAUCAUCGUGUGAGAAACUAGUAUCGAAUCCGUACUGUUUUGAUGAUUAUCUGAUGGCAUUGGCUGAGCGGAAUUAUGGAAUAAAGGAGCAGCCGCUGCUGCAGCAGCAGCAUACGCAGCCUCAUCAAUAUUCCACAGCAGCUGCCUUCUCUCUGCCACCACAACAUCAUCUUUUCACGAACCUCAACCCUUUCAAAUACGCUGUCCAGGAAUCUGAUUUCUUCAAGGUUAACGAGCCUGAUCAGGAUGAACGGCAUGAAGCGAAGCAAUUACAUAGAUACGAAAAAUCUACGGAGGCAGAGACGGAUCAAGACAUAGAAUUAGCCGGGGGGUGUUGCGAUUUGUCGUUGUCACUCUCAUUGCAUGAUCAUCAACAUAAUCCCUCUUCAAAUAGAAGUAAUGCUUCUUCAACGAGUGAAAUCAGCGUGGCAAUCUCAUCGUACUCUUUGUCUGCGGCGGCUAAAUAUAAAGACUGCUCUAUCUCAUCUUCUACGGCGAAACACAGUCUUAACUUAGAUCUUUCUGUUGCUCUAUGCGGCAACUGAAGAGAGUACUAAAUAGUAGAAUCGUCAUGUUUUAGGCCAUGUCACUUGUCUGCUUUUUAUUAUCCAUAUUUCUUGUCUUUUUCUGUUAUAGUUUUUUCCGAUAGUAAAUUCCUCUAAUUCGUCUCUUUUCA